Oppiella nova is the source of this 456-nucleotide messenger RNA. NCBI's taxonomy places the organism in Eukaryota, Metazoa, Arthropoda, Arachnida, Sarcoptiformes, Oppiidae. The record is from the annotation of a GenBank genome assembly.
AUUCUGUGGAGAUAUUCCCAACUAUUCUGCGAAGUUCUGGUCUCGGGAUGUGUUCAAUGAGCUCAAGGAUUGGAGGAAUUCUUGCGCCACAACUCAUAGGACUUUCAACAUUUGGAAAGUCGUUUCCUCUAUUGAUCGCAGGGUUGGUGUCUGUGAUGGCAGGCAUUCUAGUCGUGAAUUUGCCGGAAACCCUUAACAGACAACUUCCCGAAACAUUAGAAGACAUACAGUUUCUCAAAGACGGCAAUAAAAGCUUUAAGUUGGGCUCAAAACAGAGUUGCAAACAAUGGGGAGACAAAGACGAGAGAAUCAAACUCUUAGAUGAUUCCCAAAGUUAGACAAUGUUUUGGUUAUAUUUGAAUAUAUUUUAUGCAUUGUUUUAAAUGACAUAUAUUUAUUUGAUUACAAUUUUAUAGUAGUUUUAUAUACUCUAUUAUCAUCAUUUAAGUCAUACCG